Oryza brachyantha (malo sina) is the source of this 2383-nucleotide messenger RNA. RefSeq names its product sucrose:sucrose 1-fructosyltransferase-like. The transcript has 3 exons. Gene Ontology annotation, biological process: carbohydrate metabolic process. NCBI's taxonomy places the organism in Eukaryota, Viridiplantae, Streptophyta, Magnoliopsida, Poales, Poaceae. The coding region runs from base 101 to 2086 and encodes 661 amino acids. The record is from RefSeq and is a predicted model, not a curated record. Gene Ontology annotation, molecular function: beta-fructofuranosidase activity.
GGAGGCCUCCUCGCCAAUCCCGCUCAGACGCAAACAAACUUUUUCUUUUUAACACUAAAAAGAGAGAGAGAGAGAGAUCGAGCAGAUUUGAAUCGGAACCAUGGAGACCCGAGACGUCGCCGGCGCGUCGCCGCUUCCCUAUUCCUACUCGCCGCUCCCCGCCGGCGGCGACGCCGACGUCGUCUCCGGCGCCGGCCGCAGGCGGCGCCCGCUGUGGGUCGCCCUGCUGCUCUCCUCCGCCGCGGUGAUCCUCGCCGUGUGUGUUCUGUCCGGCGCCAGGCUCGCCGGGCGCCCGGUGGUGGAUCAGGUCGCCGUCCCGGCGACGGCGGAGGGGGUGGCGGAGAUGGCGCGCAGCAGGGGGCCCGAGGCGGGGGUGUCGGAGAAGACGUUGGGGGCGGAGGAGGCGGUGAGGCUGAUGGGCGGCGCGGCGGAGGCGGACAACGCGUUCCCGUGGAGCAACGCGAUGCUGCAAUGGCAGCGCACCGGCUUCCACUUCCAGCCCGAGAGGAACUGGAUGAACGAUCCCAACGGUCCGGUGUACUACAAGGGGUGGUACCAUCUGUUCUACCAGUACAACCCGGACGGUGCGAUAUGGGGCAACAAGAUCGCGUGGGGGCACGCCGUGUCGCGCGACCUCGUGCACUGGCGCCACCUCCCGCUCGCCAUGGUUCCCGACCAGUGGUACGACGUCAACGGCGUCUGGACCGGCUCCGCCACCACCCUCCCCGACGGCCGCAUCGCCAUGCUCUACACCGGCUCCACCAACGCCUCCGUCCAGGUGCAGUGCCUCGCCGUCCCCUCCGACCCCUCCGACCCGCUCCUCACCAACUGGACCAAGUACCACGCCAACCCCGUCCUCUACCCGCCGCCCACCAUCGGCGACCGCGACUUCCGCGACCCGACCACCGCCUGGCGGGACCCCUCCGACGGCGCCUGGCGGAUCGUCAUCGGCUCCAAGGACGAGCACCACGCCGGCAUCGCCGUCGUCUACAGGACCACCGACUUCGUCCACUACGAGCUCCUCCCGGGGCUGCUCCACCGCGUGGAGGCCACCGGCAUGUGGGAGUGCAUCGACUUCUACCCGGUGGCCGGCGGCGAGGGCGUCGACAUGACCGACGCCAUGUACUCGCGGAACAAGGGCGUGGUGCACGUGAUGAAGGCGAGCAUGGACGACGACCGCCAUGACUACUACGCCCUGGGCCACUACGACGCCGCCAGGAACUCGUGGACGCCCAUGGACGCCGACGCCGACGUGGGCAUCGGCCUCCGCUACGACUGGGGCAAGUUCUACGCCUCCAAGACGUUCUACGACCCGGCCAAGCGCCGCCGCGUGCUCUGGGGCUGGGUCGGCGAGACCGACUCCGAGCGCGCCGACGUCGCCAAGGGAUGGGCCUCUCUCCAGUCGAUCCCUCGGACGGUGGAGCUGGACACGAAGACGGGGAGCAACCUGCUGCAGUGGCCGGUGGAGGAGGUGGAGACGCUGCGCACCAACUCCACCGACCUCGGCGGCAUCACCGUCGACUACGCCUCCGUCUUCCCGCUCAACCUCCACCGCGCCACGCAGCUCGACAUCCUCGCCGAGUUCGAGCUCCACCCGGACGACGUCGACGCCGCCCUCGAGGCCGACGUCGGCUACAACUGCAGCACCAGCGGCGGCGCCGCCGGCCGCGGCGCGCUCGGCCCCUUCGGCCUUCUCGUGCUCGCCGACAAGCGCCAGCGCGGGGAGCAGACCGCCGUCUACUUCUACGUGGCCAGGGGGCUCGACGGCGGCCUCCGCACCCACUUCUGCCAGGACGAGUCCAGGUCGUCGCACGCCAACGACAUCGUCAAGAGGGUCGUCGGCAACGUCGUCCCGGUGCUCGACGGCGAGGCCUUCUCCCUCCGGGUGCUCGUCGACCACUCCAUCGUGGAGAGCUUCGCGCAGGGCGGGAGGUCGACGGCGACGUCGCGGGUCUACCCGACGGAGGCCAUCUACGCCAACGCCGGCGUCUACCUCUUCAACAACGCCACCAGCGCGCGCGUCACGACCAAGAAGCUCCUCGUCCACGAGAUGGACUCCUCCUACAACCAAGCCUACGUGGCUUAGAAACACUUACCUGUAAAUCCAUCAUUUUUGCCUGCCGCCUCCUGCAGCUAGCUGCUGCCCUUCUCGAUUUUUAUUUUUUCUUCUUGCUUUAAUUUUUGUCUCUCGAUCUCGAUCUUGAUCGAUCGAUUAAUUAUUAUUACUAUCUCCAUGAGGAUAAGAUGCAUCGUGGAUCGCUUCCUUGAUUCGAUCCAAUUGUAUUGUACCUAGUGGAUGAUGCCAUGGUCAAGCAAGCAAUACUUCUGUACAUUUUUUUCACAUAUGCAUGAAUCAAAAAGUUAUGCAGAACCUCCGUUCCAA